This is a messenger RNA of Cicer arietinum (chickpea), 3166 nucleotides long. RefSeq names its product extra-large guanine nucleotide-binding protein 3. Gene Ontology annotation, molecular function: guanyl nucleotide binding; G protein-coupled receptor binding; G-protein beta/gamma-subunit complex binding. Lineage: Eukaryota; Viridiplantae; Streptophyta; Magnoliopsida; Fabales; Fabaceae. Gene Ontology annotation, cellular component: cytoplasm; heterotrimeric G-protein complex. The record is from RefSeq and is a predicted model, not a curated record. Gene Ontology annotation, biological process: adenylate cyclase-modulating G protein-coupled receptor signaling pathway.
AUCAAAGUACUAACAAAAACUCCAACACUAAGAUUAUUAGUAGCAAUGGGGGCCUUAGUGGGACCCAUUUCACUACUACUACUUCAACUUCUGAACCUUACCUUCUUCUCUUUCUCAUUUCCUUUAUGAAAUGGUGUUGUUGUUGGUGUUUUGAGAAAGCUUUGUCUUUUGUCUAUUCAACUUCAAAAGCAAUAGCACCUUAGAUUUAAACAUCAGAUUCGUUUUCACUCUCUCCCCUUUUCUAAGAGGGAACAAAGUGUAGAAGUAACUAUUGAUGAUGGUGAAGAAUUUAAAAGUUUGAAACUUUGAUGUUUAAAAGUGGUUUUGGUGAUUGCAAAGAUAUAUGGAUCAUAAUAGGGGAGAUAGUUGGAGAGAAUUGGUGAAGAAUAUGAUUCCUUCUGGUGCUUCUGUUCCUGAUGAUGCUUCUAAUCUUGAUUACUCCAUUGCUUUGGAAUAUUUAGGUCCACCGGUUUCUUACGAAGUACCGAAAGUUGAGCCCCUAGACGUGGGGAGGAGGGCUAUGGUAAUUGAACCAAUCCCUCUGCCGAUGUCUCGUAUUGUCGGUGUAACCGGUUCUCCUAAUCAUAGUUCAAGGGUGUCCGGAAGUUCAGAGUCUGUGGUUUCUGUUUUGCAGAAUCCAGAUCUUUCUUCUGGUUCCCCUACUGCUUCACCUGCUUCAGUUCAUAAUCCUUCAAAUGUUGUUUCUAAGCCGGUGAUUAAUGAAGCGAAGAGGGUGCCUGUUGUCACUUUUAAUACGGUUGAAAGGUCUCCGAGGAAAGAGGUGGAAGUUGCGAAGAAGCCGGUGUAUCCGGAAUACGUUGGAGUCUUGAAAGGAAAGAAGAAAAAGAAGAUAAGAGCUUGUUAUAGGUGUGGAAAAGGGAAGUGGGAAACUAAAGAGUCUUGCAUUGUUUGUGAUGCUAAGUAUUGUAGCAACUGUGUUCUUAGGGCAAUGGGAUCGAUGCCUGAAGGGCGUAAAUGUGUGACAUGUAUUGGCCAGCCUAUUGAUGAAUCAAAGCGGCUGAAAUUAGGUAAAUAUUCGAGGGUGUUGUCCCGACUGUUAAGUCCUCUAGAAGUUAAGCAAAUUAUGAAAGCAGAGAAAGAAUGCUCGGCUAAUCAGCUUCAGCCGGAGCAGUUGACUGUCAAUGGAUUGCAGCUGAAGCCUGACGAGAUGGCAGAAUUACUUGGAUGUCCCUUACCUCCACGUAAGCUGAAGCCUGGUAGAUAUUGGUACGACAAAGAAUCUGGUCUAUGGGGAAAGGAAGGGGAAAAACCUGACAGAAUCAUUAGUUCAAACUUGAAUUUCUCUGGGAAACUUAGCAUUGAUGCUAGUAAUGGAAACACUGAGGUUUACUUCAACGGUCGAGAGAUUACAAAACUUGAAUUGAGGGUACUCAAGUUGGCAAACGUGCAGUGUCCACGUGAUACUCACUUUUGGGUUUAUGAUGACGGUCGUUACGAGGAGGAAGGUCAAAAGAAUAUAAGAGGAAACAUUUGGGAGAAGGCAUCAACAAGAUUUGUUUGUGCACUGUUCUCUCUACCAUUUCCCCAUGGACAGCCUCAUGGAUCAAGAGAUGAGACUAGUAAUUAUAACACACUUCCUAAAUAUCUGGAACAGAAAAGAACUCAGAAGCUUCUUCUUCUUGGACUUCAAGGAUCUGGAACUAGCACUAUGUUUAAGCAGGCCAAGUUUCUGUAUGGGAGCAAAUUUACUGCUGAAGAGCUGCAGGACGUUAAAUUGAUGAUACAGAGUAACUUGUACAAAUAUCUUAGCAUUUUGCUUGAUGGAAGAGAGCGCUUUGAAGAGGAGGUUGUUUCUAGAAUGAAUGGACACGGUUCUCCCAGUCAAAUUAUGGAACGGGGUAGCAAUACUAGUGAAUCCAUCUAUUCUCUCAACUCAAGGCUAAAACAUUUUUCCGACUGGCUCCUAGACAUUAUAGCGACUGGAGAUUUAGAUGCAUUCUUCCCUGCAGCCACGCGUGAAUAUGCACCACUAGUCGAAGAAGUUUGGAAAGAUCCAGCGAUACAAGAAACCUUCAAAAGAAAAGAUGAGCUUCACUUCCUUCCAGAUGUUGCGGAGUACUUCUUAAGCCGGGCUGUUGAGAUAUCUAGCAAUGAGUAUGAACCUUCUGAAAGGGACAUACUAUAUGCAGAAGGGGUUACUCAGGGAAAUGGUUUGGCUUUCAUGGAAUUCUCACUUGAUGAUCGGAACGCAAAAUCCGAAGCUUAUACAGAUAACUUCGAUGCUCAGUUGCAACCUCUGACCAAGUACCAACUCAUAAGGGUGAAUGCAAAGGGCAUGAAUGAGGGUUGCAAGUGGGUUGAAAUGUUUGAAGAUGUUAGAGCAGUGGUCUUUUGCGUUUCCCUAAGCGAUUACGAUCAGUUAUCUCUUGCUCCUGACAGCAGCGGCGGCAGUGGAACACUACUUCAAAACAAGAUGAUACAAAGCAAAGAACUUUUCGAGACAAUGGUGAGACACCCUUGUUUCAAAGACACACCUUUAGUACUUGUCCUUAACAAAUACGAUUUCUUCGAGGAAAAGAUGAGAAGGGUGUCCUUAAACGCUUGCGAAUGGUUCAACGAUUUCUGUCCCGUGAGCGCACAUGACAACAACCAGUCACUAGCCCAACAAGCUUACUUCUAUGUUGCAAUGAAAUUCAAGGACCUUUAUGCAUCCAUAACAGGAAAGAAACUGUUUGUGGCACAAGUUAGAGCAAGGGACAGAGUAACUGUUGAUGAAGCAUUCAAGUACAUAAAAGAGGUUCUCAAAUGGGAUGAAGAGAAAGAAGAAAAUUACUAUGGUCCACCUGAGGAUUCAAUUACAGACAUGAGUUCCUCUUUCUAUGUCAGGCAAGAGUAAAUAUAUAUAGAUAUGUCUUUUGGGAAAUUAUUGUCUUUUUGGCUAUUGAAAGAGGUUGUUGUUGGAAAAAGUGUAACAUGGUAGUGGCUAGUUUGUGUUUUUUCAUGUACUUGAAAGUGAAAAGUUGUUGAUGUUGGUUUUGGUAGAAUUGUUUUAGGCUGAAACCUUUGUCGUGUAUCUGCAUGUAUGCAUUCUCUUUGCAUGUGGAGGUGCUGUUCAUUGGUUUAGAUGCGUUUUUAGACUUGUUGGAAACAUGUACUCUGGUAAUAAAUAAUAAGGAAUGGAUGAAAGGAAAACCAGAAUAAAAAA